This is a messenger RNA of Diversispora eburnea, 1740 nucleotides long. The record is from the annotation of a GenBank genome assembly. NCBI's taxonomy places the organism in Eukaryota, Fungi, Glomeromycota, Glomeromycetes, Diversisporales, Diversisporaceae.
AUGUCAUCUUUCCACUCUGCCACCACUGGUAAACAUGCUCACCAUAGAAUUGCUGUUUCUUCAACUGACGGUUGGUUGGGUAAUGUCGUUGCUAGAAAUUUCCUUUUGGAAGCUGGAAAAAUAGUCACAAUUCGUUGCAUGGCUCAAGAUACCAAAACAAGACCAAUCAAACAAUUAGAACAUCUUGGUGGUGAAAUUUACAAAAUCGAUUAUGAUAGAACUGAGACAAUUGAAGACGCUUUACAUGGAUGUGGUUACUUGGUGUUUCUCAUUGAACAUGAUAAAGAUCGUGUUAAAGAAGCUAAGAUUUUAGCUGAAGCUGCUAAAAGAAAAGAUGUUGAUAAUGUUAUUGUCAUUUCACUCGAAGGUUCUGAUGAAGAACGAUCAAAGACCCAUUCCGAUUUCAAUGAAGUGGAACGAAUCUUUUGCGAAACUGCAAAAAAUCCUGUAGUCCUUAGAUCUGCCUUCAUUCAACAAGGCGGAGAAAUCAACAUGACUCAACGUGAAACUGACGAAUUUGCUCCAAUACAUCUUGAUGAUCUUAAUACUGCUAUUUGUGCAUUAAUGUUACAAGAGGGUAAACUUCAACCAGGAUUAAAUAAACGACAUCAUCAUAAGAGUUAUACAAUAACUGGUCCUGAAACCUUAAAUGGAAAGGAAAUUUCCGAUAUUAUUAACAAAGUAGUUUCCAAAGGUGAAGUUGAAUAUCGUUCUGUGAGUCGUCAUAAUCUUGAGGAAUAUCUUCGAAAACUUGAUGAACGUGAUGAUGAUUGUGAAAGUGAUGAUGAAAUUCUUACUCAACGUGAUGCGGUAUAUCUCAUAUAUCGCGGUUUAUCCCUCUUACACGAUUCUUUGGCUGAUUUCUUUAAAGGAACUCAACAAACUUUAGAAUCAGGAAAAAUUACUUUCCGUGAGGGUCUUAAUAGAAUUGAAAACGCCGAAUUCCUUCUUAAUGAAUUUGUUAUUGAAAAUAAUGAAGAAAGAAGAAUUGUCCAAAAUCAACUUCGUAACAACCAAACAGAUGACAAUAUUCCACGACAAGUCUCAAGAAAUACAUUAAAUCAAUAUCUUCAACGUAGAGGACUUUGUGAUGAAGAUCAACGGAAUGUACGAGGUCAUUUAAUUGAUGGACAAGAAAAAGGACGAAGAGAUGUAAGGAAUGUACGGGGUUUAUUGUUUGAUAGUCAACUUAAUGGACGCAAUACACGAUAUGUUCGAAGAAGUCAAUUAUUUGAUAGUCAACUUAAUGGACGAGGAGGUCAAUUAUUUGAUAUUCAGAGAAACUCGCGAGAUGUUGAACAUCAAGUUAAAUUUGAAAGAACAGUUCUGGAAUUUGUUAAUGACUUAAAAGGUGUUAUAGAAAGAUUGAAACGCAUUGACCUUGAGAAACUCGAAGUUUUAGAUAACACGAAUAAAGCUAUUAUGAUAGGAAUUAUUAAAGAAGGGAUCGAAUCAAUUGAAGUUCUUGAAAGAAAUCUUGACGUGAUACCAUUCCUUAUCAACACCGCAAAUAAUCGUAGACGUUACCCCAAACCAUUCUUCCCUUUGAAAGGAAAAGCUCGUGCUACUGAUGACUACAAUAGAAUUACUGGCAAGAGAGCUUCAAAAAUUAAAACCUUCUUUGAGGACAACGCCAAUUGUUUCACUCCUCAUAGAAGGCAAAGAGACAUCGAUGAUCAAAUCAGAAAUAAUGAUACCGAUUUGAUUGUUAGAGGAAGGUCUCGCGCCAGUAGAUUGUAG